Oncorhynchus masou masou (cherry salmon) is the source of this 753-nucleotide messenger RNA. RefSeq lists its product as uncharacterized. Bases 1 to 753 code for a protein of 250 amino acids. Lineage: Eukaryota; Metazoa; Chordata; Actinopteri; Salmoniformes; Salmonidae. The record is from RefSeq and is a predicted model, not a curated record. The transcript has a single exon.
AUGGCCUACAAAGGCAAAAAGAAACUCCCACCAUCAUGCCUCCUCCCGGUUCCCAAACCCUGCUCCCGGUUCCCAAACCCUGCUCCCGGUUCCCAAACCCUGCUCCCGGUUCCCAAAACCCCUGCUCCCGAUUCCCAAACCCCUCCCGGUUCCCCAACCCUGCUCCCGAUUCCCAAACCCCGCUCCCGGUUCCCCAACCCUGCUCCCGGUUCCCCAACCCUGCUCCCGGUUCCCAACCCUGCUCCCUGUAACUAUCCCGGUUUCCCGAUUCCCAAACCCCGCUCCCGGUUCCCCAACCCCGCUCCCGGUUCCCAAACCCCGCUCCCGGUUCCCAAACCCUGCUCCCGAUUCCCAAACCCUGCUCCCGAUUCCCAAACCCUGCUCCCGAUUCCCAAACCCUGCUCCCGGUUCCCCAACCCUGCUCCCCGGUCCCCCAACCCUGCUCCCGGUUCCCCAACCCUGCUCCCGGUUCCCCAACCCUGCUCCCGAUUCCCAAACCCCGCUCCCGGUUCCCCAACCCUGCUCCCGGUUCCCCAACCCUGCUCCCGGUUCCCCAACCCUGCUCCCGAUUCCCAAACCCUGCUCCCGAUUCCCAAACCCCUGACCGGUUCCCCAACCCCGCUCCCGAUUCCCAAACCCCGCUCCCGGUUCCCCAACCCCGCCUCCCGGUUCCCCAACCCCGCUCCCGGUUCCCAAACCCCGCUCCCGGUUCCCAAACCCCGCUCCCUACCUGUAACUAUUUUAGAUGCCUAA